AUGGACUGUCUCCUGCUGGUCGUCUGGACUUUGCCUGUUGCGAUUCUCCGCGGCAGCUCCAUGCAAUUCCCGACUCUCCCGUGGCUUGGAAGCACUGUAAAGACCCUGCAGCUGUGCUGCCUCUGUUGCAUGUCUCAUGCAGCAACUUUAACCAGUGACAGCAUCAAUGAAUUGAACCAUGAUUAUGUGUUUGUGACACCUGUCAAAGUGGAUUCCAGUGGAUCGUACAUUUCACAUGAUGUUUUGCACAGUACUAGGAGAAAGAGAUCAACUCACAGUUCAAAGAGUUCUUUGCACUACAAAUUUUCAGCAUUUGGACAGGAACUUCACUUAGAACUUAAACCUUCGACCAUCUUAAGCAACAGUUUUAUUGUCCAGGUACUCGGGAAAGAUGGAGUCUCAAAUUCUCAGGAACAUGAAAUUGAGCAGUGUUUCUACCAGGGAUUUAUAAGGAACGAUAGCACCUCUUCAGUAGCAAUAUCUACAUGUGUAGGCUUGUCAGGUUUGAUAAGGACACGGAAGAUCGAGUUCCUUAUAUCUCCAUUACCUCAGCAGCUAGCACAGGAGCACAACUACACCUCACCUACUGGACACCAUCCUCAUGUAUUAUACAAACGAACUGCAGAAGAGAAGGUGCACCGGUACACAGUACAGUCCAGUCCCAAAUACUUUUCUUUUGGCCAUCACAGAAUUCACACUUCCCACAAGUAUCAUGCUCAAGCGAACGGUUACCACCAUGGAAGGUUUCAAAAGCAACAUUUUUGUGGACGUCGCAAGAAAUAUGCACCUAAGCCACCCACAGAGGAGACAUACAUUCGCUCAGAUGAAUAUGGGACUUCUGCAAGGUUCAAAAGAUCAUCUGCUAAGAUUCAGAAAAAUGGAAGUCUAAAUGUUGAAACCCUUGUUGUGGCAGAUAAAAAAAUGUUGGAGAAACAUGGCAAGGAAAAUGUAACCACCUACAUCUUAACAGUUAUGAACAUGGUCUCCAGUCUGUUUAAAGAUGGAACAAUUGGAAGUGAUAUAAACAUUAUUGUUGUGAGCCUUCUUCUUUUGGAACAAGAGCCUGGUGGACUGCUGAUUAACCACCAUGCAGACCAGUCACUGAACAGCUUCUGUCAAUGGCAGUCCGAGCUGGUUGGGAAGAACGGAAAGCGCCACGACCACGCCAUCUUGCUUACGGGUUUUGAUAUCUGCUCUUGGAAAAACGAGCCCUGUGAUACUUUAGGAUUCGCACCUAUCAGUGGCAUGUGCAGCAAAUAUCGUAGUUGCACCAUUAAUGAAGAUACAGGCCUUGGACUGGCUUUUACAAUUGCUCAUGAAUCUGGACACAACUUUGGUAUGAUUCAUGAUGGAGAAGGAAACCCUUGUAGAAAAGCUGAGGGUAAUAUUAUGUCUCCCACACUCACAGGAAACAAUGGAGUGUUUUCUUGGUCUGUAUGCAGCAGGCAGUAUCUCAACAAAUUUCUCAGUACAGCUCAAGCUGCCUGCCUGAUUGAUGAACCUAAGCAAACAGGACAGUAUAAAUACCCUGACAAACUGCCAGGGCAGAUCUAUGAUGCUGAUACCCAGUGCAAAUGGCAAUUUGGAAUGAAGGCGAAACUGUGCAACCUCAGCUUUGUAAAGGAUAUAUGCAAAUCUCUCUGGUGUCACAAAGUGGGUCAUAGGUGUGAGACAAAGUUCAUGCCAGCAGCAGAAGGAACAGCUUGUGGUAUUAGUAUGUGGUGUCGAAGAGGACAGUGUGUCAAAUAUGGAGAUCAUGGACCCAAGCCUGUAAAUGGCCAAUGGUCUGCCUGGUCUGAGUGGUCAGAGUGUACUCGCACUUGUGGAGGUGGGGUUACAUAUCAAGAAAGACACUGCAAUAAUCCAAAGCCUCAGUAUGGUGGCAAAUUCUGCCCAGGUUCCAGUCGUAUUUAUCAACUUUGCAAUACUCAGCCAUGUCCUGCAAACAGCUUGGACUUCCGUGCCCAGCAGUGUGCAGAAUACAACAGCAAACCUUUCCGGGGAUGGUACUACAAGUGGAAGCCAUAUACUAAAGUGGAAGAGGAAGACAGAUGUAAAUUGUACUGCACAGCUGAAGACUUUGACUUUUUCUUUGCAAUGUCCAGCAAAGUGAAGGAUGGAACUUUAUGUUCUCCAAAUAAAUUUGAUGUUUGCAUUGAUGGAAUAUGUGAACAAGUAGGGUGUGAUCAUGGACUUGGUUCCAAAGCUGUACUGGAUGCUUGUGGAGUUUGUAAAGGAGAUAAUUCAACGUGCAAGUUCUUUAAAGGCCAAUACUUGAUCCAGCACAAAGCUAAUGACUACUAUGCCGUGGUCACUAUCCCAGCAGGAGCACGCAGCAUACAGCUCCAGGAAAUGCAGAUCUCCACCAGCUACCUCGCAGUGCGCAACCUCAGUAAAAAGUAUUAUCUGACAGCAGACUGGACGAUUGACUGGCCAGGAAAGUUCUCUUUUGCUGGGACAGUUUUUGAUUAUCAACGUUCUUUCAACCAUCCAGAGAGUCUAUAUGCAGCAGGACCGACUAAUGAGACGCUGGUCUUUGAAAUCCUGUUACAAGGCAAAAAUCCUGGGAUUGCUUGGGAAUAUACCUUUUCCAAAACCAACAACGAGAACAAGACAUCUGUCAAAAAACAUAGCUACUCCUGGGUGACGCUGCAGUCCGAGUGCUCAGCUACUUGUGCUGGUGGACACAUUACAGCAAAAGCAAUUUGUUUAGAAGAUCAUCGUACACAAGUCAAUUCCUCCUUUUGUGGCCCAAGGAUGAAGCCUUUAACUGAAACCAAACUAUGCAAUACUAAUCCCUGCCCAGCAUACUGGUCAACAGGAGAAUGGAGCACAUGCAGCAAAUCUUGUGGAGGAGGAGAACAAAGUCGUCUCAUUCAGUGUGUCCAGAAAAGGGCUUUCCAGAGAGAGGAAGCAGUGGCCCAUUCCCUGUGUCCUGUCAGCACUCCUACGCAGGUGCAGAUGUGCAAUGGCCAGGACUGCCCACCCGAAUGGAGCCUUGGCCUGUGGUCUCAGUGCUCCAAGACUUGUGGGAGAGGUAUUCAGAAACGGGAUGUCUACUGCAAAAGUACCAGCUCUCCCAAGGUCAAAAUCUUGCCUGAAAGCAUGUGCAGCAGAGAUCAUAAACCUGAAUCCCAGCAGACCUGUGUGCUAGGACGCUGCCCCAAAAACGACCGACUCCAGUGGGUGAUUUCUUCCUGGAGUGAGUGCUCAGCCUCCUGUGGCCCCGGUGUACAAAAGCGAGAACUAAAGUGUGGUGAGAAAAGCAUCCAUGGGAAGUUGAUCACCUUUCCUCAGAGGAGGUGUAGAAACAUCAAGAAACCAAAUACCAACCUGGAAGAAGCUUGUAACAAAGGAGCCUGUCCAUCACAGACGUUGUAUAACAUGGUGUCUGGCUGGUAUUCUUCACCCUGGCAGCAGUGUACGGUGACGUGUGGCGGGGGAGUGCAGACCCGAAGCGUGCAGUGCCUGCGCCAAGGAAGACCAGCGUCUGGGUGCUUGCCCCAUCAGAAACCAGCAGUCCUGAGAGCCUGCAACACUAACUUCUGCCCAGUCCCUGUGAAAAGAGAUGAUCCUUCUUGUGUGGAUUUCUUCACUUGGUGUCAUCUGGUACCCCAACAUGGUGUCUGUAACCACAAAUUUUAUGGCAAGCAAUGUUGUAAAUCAUGCACGAAGAAGAACUGA
This is a messenger RNA of Colius striatus (speckled mousebird), 3684 nucleotides long. RefSeq names its product ADAM metallopeptidase with thrombospondin type 1 motif 18 (gene ADAMTS18). Gene Ontology annotation, molecular function: metalloendopeptidase activity. Gene Ontology annotation, cellular component: extracellular matrix. The coding region runs from base 1 to 3684 and encodes 1227 amino acids. The transcript has 23 exons. The record is from RefSeq and is a predicted model, not a curated record. Lineage: Eukaryota; Metazoa; Chordata; Aves; Coliiformes; Coliidae. Gene Ontology annotation, biological process: extracellular matrix organization; proteolysis.